Messenger RNA from Xenopus tropicalis (tropical clawed frog), 2711 nucleotides. It is a transcript of the gene arhgef5l, whose product is annotated as rho guanine nucleotide exchange factor 5 like. The coding region runs from base 1 to 2286 and encodes 761 amino acids. NCBI's taxonomy places the organism in Eukaryota, Metazoa, Chordata, Amphibia, Anura, Pipidae. Gene Ontology annotation, molecular function: guanyl-nucleotide exchange factor activity. The record is from RefSeq and is a predicted model, not a curated record. The transcript has 13 exons.
AUGCAGCCCUGGGCCGUACCGGUAUCCAAGCAGCCCUGCAGCCCUAGGCCGUACCGGUAUCCAAGCAGCCAUGCAGCCCUGGGCCGUACCGGUAUCCAAGCAGCCCUGGGCCGUACCGGUAUCCAAGCAGCCAUGCAGCCCUGGGCCGUACCGGUAUCCAAGCAGCCAUGCAGCCCUGGGCGCGUACCGGUAUCCAAGCAGCCCUGCAGCCCUGGGCCGUACCGGUAUCCAAGCAGCCCUGCAGCCCUGGGCCGUACCGGUAUCCAAGCAGCCCUGCAGCCCUGGGCCGUACCGGUAUCCAAGCAGCCAUGCAGCCCUGGGCCGUACCGGUAUCCAAGCAGCCAUGCAGCCCUGGGCCGUACCGGUAUCCAAGCAGCCAUGCAGCCCUGGGCCGUACCGGUAUCCAAGCAGCCAUGCAGCCCUGGGCCGUACCGGUAUCCAAGCAGCCCUGCAGCCCUGGGCCGUACCGGUAUCCAAGCAGCCAUGCAGCCAUGCAGCCCUGGGCCGUACCGGUAUCCAAGCAGCCCUGCAGCCCUGGGCCGUACCGGUAUCCAAGCAGCCCUGCAGCCCUGGGCCGUACCGGUAUCCAAGCAGCCCUGCAGCCCUGGGCCGUACCGGUAUCCAAGCAGCCCUGCAGCCCUGGGCCGUACCGGUAUCCAAGCAGCCCUGCAGCCCUGGGCCGUACCGGAAACGUUCCUGCACCACCUCCCCCCCCCCAUCGAGGUGACGGUAAAGAGGUGCUUCUCCUGCCCCGAGACCACCCAGCCCCUCGUGCCCCUGCGCCCAAUCAGGCCGCUGGCCGGGCUCUUCUACUCCAGGAAGUCCCUGAAGCGCCUGGGGGGGGGCAAGUGGCGCUCGUACGAGGACGUGCAACUGCAGCUUCACACUUCCCACGUGUCUGAGCGGAGAGAGGAAAGAGACCCCCCCGGCGCCGUGUUCUUCUCCAACCCUCUGUACCAGCCCCCCGAGAGCAGGGCGCCCCCCCCGGAUCCAUCAGCACCGGCCUUAGGGGCGACCCUCACAGCUCCGCCCUCUGCCCCCUUCCUGUGUCCUGCCCCAGCAACUACCCCAGCAACUACCCCAGCAACUACCCCAGCGGAGAAGGAAGAGCCCUCAGAACCAGGGUUAUUUGGAAGAUUCCGGCACAAGGAUCCCAGCAAGCGGCGCAGGAGAGAAUCCAAGUUUGUACAAACACAGCCCCUGUACCAGGAUUACUGGCGGCACCAUGCCAAGGCCUAUACCCACGGGCACGGCUCCACCCACGGGCACGGCUCCUUCUCUCUCGAUUCCUCCCUGUCAUUGGCCGGCCUCAUCUCCUCAUCCCUCGCCGGGGGGUCCCCACUCCCCAUGAACCCCCAAGUCAACCCUUCCUCUCUGUGGCAAGAGCUCCCCGAAGUGAAGAAACAGAAGAUUGUGGACAAAAUGACCCCCCGUCAAAGGCAACUUCAGGAGACCAUAUUUGAGGUGCUGACGUCGGAGGCCUCGUACCAGCGCAGUUUGGCUUUGGCCGUUGACCAUUUCCAGAAGUCCCGGAGACUCUCCGAGUGCCUCGAUGCCACAGACAGACACGCCCUGUUCUCCAACCUGGGGGCAGUUAGGGAGGUGAGCCAGCGGUUCCUGCAAAGUCUGGAAGAGGCUCUGGAGAGGGACAUGUUCCUGCGGGACGUGGGGGCGCUAAUCCUGCUGCACUGCCCCGAGUUCCACCGGGUCUACAUCCCCUACGUGACCAACCAGAUGUACCAGGAGAACCUGAUGCAGAGACUGGUGAAGGAGAAUGGGAGGUUCCUGCAGGUCCUACAGAAGCUGGAGGAGAAGUCUGAGUGCAAGAGGCAAAGUCUCAAGUCUUUCCUGAUCCUCCCCUUCCAAAGGAUAACCCGCCUGAAGAUCCUGCUGGAGAAUAUUCUAAAGUUGGCACAAGAUGACCAGGAAUUGGCUGAUUCUGCGAGGAAGUCUCUGGUGGCCGUUGGGCAGAUCGUAUCGGCCUGUAACGAGGGCGUCAAGCGCAUGAAGGAGAUCGAAGACUUGGUUCUUCUGGAGAAGCAAGUGGAGUUCCACAGUACCAAGUUCUUUCCCCUUAUUUCCAGAGGGCGGGUCCUUCUUAAACACGGAGAACUCCUACAGAUAUCCUUCCAGGAGGCGCUACCCGGGCACCGGCACCGACUCACCUCCAAACCCGUCUAUCUGCACCUGUUUAGUGACCUCCUGAUGAUGAGCAGAACCGAAGCAGAGAAGCAGCAGUGGAUUUCCCUCAUUAAUGCCCAGAUGUGCCCGGCGCUCAGCUGCUGACCCAGGUGCUGCAGGAUUGGGCAGGGGGAACUCUGGGCCCCCCAAUAUAUCUCCUGGGGCCACUCAUUCCCUGCACUGACUGAUGCCCCUGGGGGGGAAAUGGUUUCUGGCCCAAUCGCCUUCCGGACCCCUUACUGCCCCAAUCGCCUUCCGGACCCCUUACUGCCCCAUUGAGGCCACAAGCAGAGCCAGUUGGACCCGACGCAUCCGAAGCAACACAGAUCCACAUGGAGGGGCCCCAACUGCCCCCCGGCUGCUCAUGUGGGGGGCACUGGCUUGUUUGGGGGGGGGGGGCACUUGGAGAUUUGGGGUCACAUUGCUCUGAGCUCACUGACUGGGGGGGCAGGUAAUGGUUUGUGUGCGGCGUGUGUGGCGCCUCUUGUUUAUUCUUAUUCGUUGUUAUAAUAAAAUUCCCUUUUAUCCAA